Oncorhynchus tshawytscha (Chinook salmon) is the source of this 2521-nucleotide messenger RNA. RefSeq names its product sodium/potassium-transporting ATPase subunit beta-1-interacting protein 1. Bases 776 to 1393 code for a protein of 205 amino acids. The record is from RefSeq and is a predicted model, not a curated record. Gene Ontology annotation, biological process: regulation of sodium ion transport. NCBI's taxonomy places the organism in Eukaryota, Metazoa, Chordata, Actinopteri, Salmoniformes, Salmonidae. The transcript is spliced from 8 exons.
GGAUUCCGGGGGCCGUGUUAGAACUACUUUGAAAUUACAUUCUUCCUUCCUCCUACGCUCUUCUCCUUGAGGUUAUAAUUGAUUUGACAAAGUUUGAAAAGUAAAAUCAAUCUAGUGGGAUCACCUACUCUCACAUAUCUAAUCAUGUAAGAUCAGUGAUCGCCACAAGGAAGGAAAGAAGGAUUUUGAUAGUUCAAUUUCGAACACGGCCCAAUUCCUCUGAAACGAGGGGGAUUUGCGCUGCCGCGUGCUCGCGCCCGCCCCAGCAGGCACCACCGAUUGUUGACAAAGACGCCGCGAGACGGAGAAGAGAGCCCGAGCCUUGGUUUUAAGCCACCGGAGGACUACGGUUGAAGACACCGUCCGUUUACCGAGAACGAGGAAGGAGCGCGAACGUCUUGAAAAUCAACCUCUCCCCCUCCUUUCGCCAUCAACCUGAAGGUGUGGCCGGAUCGAGGCGAUUCGGUAAUAGUGCCUUUGCUUUAAACAGUUUUCGGACUGGCGCGUGAAGAAGAGAUCCCCCCGGCUAACCACAUGCACCUUUACAUACCGACAGAAUGAUCACAGUGGGCCGGGAUGGGUUGGUGUCGGUGUAAUUAACGUCAGUCUCAAGGAGUCUUCCAUACCUAAGAAGAACCAGGAGGACGGGGUCCAGGCGAGGUCCGGCCGGGCAUGGUGUGAUCUGAAUCGGGCAGCCAGUCUGGGUCUGACCGGUGACCACCCGUCCUUUCCCCGGAGCCUGCGUGGCCCCAAGCCACGUCCAGAGCCCUCCAAGAUGGGGAAAUGUGACGGGAGAGUUACACUGGUGGCGAUAUGUUCACUGCAGCUGAUGGCAGCGUUCCAGAGACAGGUGUUUGACUUCCUGGGCUACCAGUGGGCUCCUAUCCUGGCCAACUUCCUCCAUAUCAUGGUCGUCAUACUGGGGAUCUUUGGAACAGUGCAGUUCAGAUCCCGCUACCUCAUACUGUACGCGGUGUGGUUGGUGCUGUGGGUGGGAUGGAACUCCUUCAUCAUCUGUUUCUACCUUGAGGUGGGACACUUGUCUCAGGACAGGGACAUCCUGAUGACGUUCAACACGUCGCUGCAUCGGUCCUGGUGGAUGGAGCACGGCCCUGGUUGCCUAGUAACGCCGGUGUUGGACUCCCGCAUCGCCCCCGACGACCACCAUGUCAUCACCGUCUCUGGCUGUCUCCUUGACUAUCAGUACAUUGAGGUGCUGAGUGCCGCGCUACAGGUUCUACUGGCUCUCUUUGGCUUUGUAUAUGCCUGCUAUGUGAGCAAAGUCUUCCAGGAUGACGAGGAUAGCUUUGAUUUCAUUGGUGGCUUUGAAUCCUAUGGUUACCAGCCUCCUCAGAAGACCUCACAUCUCCAACUGCAGCCCCUCUACACGUAGGGCCGGGUAGGGGAAGGAGGCGCCCCCAUCAGACCACACCUCAGCGGUGAAGCUGUCGCCUUGGGAACAGAGCACUCACUCUGCGUGUCACAGUACAACUGAAAGAUGGACUCACCUGUGUGUGUAUGUGAGACCGUGUAUGUGUAUGGUAAUCGAGGGUAAACUGACUGAUACCCCUGAGGUGAAUGUACAGAGGACAGGGUGGAACCAGCCAUUCUAUGGGAGGUGGGGAGGGGGGGACACUGGGCGUGGUCACUUGUUAAUGGACACGGAGGAUAUUGAGAGGACACUCUGCACCUGCUGGCUCUUUGCACUCCUAGGACCCUGUGUGUGUAGUUCUAAAGGACUAGCUGAAUGACCUCUGAACUAUUGUGGGAGGGGCCUCAAGUCACAUGGGGCACGGCUCUUCCAUGUUGUCAUUUUAGAAUGUGAGGUCAUAAUAGAACAGUCGUACCCCCAAACCCUAAUCUUGUCCCUAAUUUUGUUGUGACAGGGUGACCCUGUGUACUCACAAUCACAGCAAAAAAGCAGAAGUGGGUUUGUUGUGAUUGUGUGCGCACUGCACCAAUUUUAAGGAUUGGGCUUUAGUGUCUCUGGGGAAAGAUGUGGGGAUUCUGUGCAUGUAAAUAUCCGGUUGAUUGGUUGUUUUGUUUUUGAGGGUGGGGAGGGGGUUGCGUAGCCACGCCCCAUUUACAUUUCUCCUCACUUUUCACGACCAAGAAUCGUCCUUGAUGACUUUAGAAAUGCUUCCUCCCUCACACCUUACUACCCUUUCUUCUGUUAUUCUCCCCCUCUACACUUCAUCCACUCCUCCCUUUCUUCUGUUAUUCUCCCCCUCUACACUUCAUCCACUCCUCCCUCCCUUCUGUUAUUCUCCCCCUCUCCACUUCAUCCUUUCCUCCCUCCCUUCUGUUAUUCUCCCCUCUCCACUUCAUCCACUCCUCCCUUUCUUCUGUUAUUCUCCCCCUCUCCACUUCAUCCACUCCUCCCUUUCUUCUGUUAUUCUCCCCCUCUACACUUCAUCCACUCCUCCCUUCUGUUAUUCUCCCCCUCUACACUUCAUCCACUCCUCCCUUUCUUCUGUUAUUCUCCCCCUCUACACUUCAUCCACUCCUCCCUUUCUUCUGU